Messenger RNA from Linum tenue, 375 nucleotides. NCBI's taxonomy places the organism in Eukaryota, Viridiplantae, Streptophyta, Magnoliopsida, Malpighiales, Linaceae. The record is from the annotation of a GenBank genome assembly.
AUGUCAUCAUCCAAUCUCCUCUUCGCCGCCGCCGCCCUCCUCGCGAUAUUCCUCCUCUCGGCGGCGGAAGCAACGCCGCCACCGCAGAGCAAUAUCCCCGUCUCGUGGCUGCCGUUCAAGAACCUGAAGGCCCCGAAGGUGACGGCGAUCGCCCAAUUCGCGGUGAAGGAGUACAACAAAUUUUACCCUGACCGGCCGCCGCUGACUCUGGUGAGCGUCGACAGCGGCGAGUAUCUCAAGGCCGACGGCACGAACUACCACCUCUACAUCACCGCCGCCGACCGUUACGGCCCGGGGAAGUACCAGACGUUUGUGUUUGAGUAUCCGACGGGAAUUUGGGAUCUAACGUCGUUUGUACGAAUGGAUCGGGACUAG